Drosophila takahashii is the source of this 1433-nucleotide messenger RNA. It is a transcript of the gene PMP34, whose product is annotated as Peroxisomal Membrane Protein 34. NCBI's taxonomy places the organism in Eukaryota, Metazoa, Arthropoda, Insecta, Diptera, Drosophilidae. Gene Ontology annotation, cellular component: peroxisomal membrane. The record is from RefSeq and is a predicted model, not a curated record. Gene Ontology annotation, molecular function: NAD transmembrane transporter activity; ADP transmembrane transporter activity; FMN transmembrane transporter activity. Gene Ontology annotation, biological process: transport.
AACCAAAAUUGUAUAUAGAAAAGGUGAAUAUGUGAAUCAUUCACCAAGUCUGCGAGCUGUUAUUCAGGAGGCACCACAAAGGGUUCGACGCCGACGCCCACGAAGCCACCGCCUCUUCUGCCGCCAAUAGAAUUAAUCUAAUCUCGACGUCGCGGCGAACAGCGCUGUCGCAGCUAAAUUUUCAACUACCGGCUGGUCGUCGUCGUCUCAAUCAGUAAACACUCGCCCGAAGACGCCGCUUGACGUUCCAAUCCCAGAAAUCCGAUCCCCCGACGAACAAACAUAAUGGUGGCCCCCUCGAAACUCAGCCAGGUGCUCAGCUACCAGAACUUCGUGCAUGCCGUCUCCGGUGCCGCGGGCGGUUGCAUUGCGAUGAGCACUUUCUAUCCCCUGGACACGGUGCGUUCCCGCCUGCAACUGGAGGAGGCCGGCGAAGUGCGGAGCACCAGGCAGGUGAUCAAGGAGAUAGUGCUGGGCGAGGGAUUCCAGUCGUUGUACCGAGGACUCGGUCCCGUUCUCCAGAGCCUGUGCAUCUCGAACUUUGUCUACUUCUACACAUUCCACGCCCUCAAGGCGGUGGCCUCGGGUGGCUCUCCCGCGCAGCACAGCGCUCUCAAGGAUCUGUUUCUGGGCAGCGUGGCGGGCAUUAUCAAUGUGCUGACCACAACACCUUUUUGGGUCGUUAACACGCGGUUGCGCAUGCGCAAUGUGGCCGGCACUUCGGAUGAGGUGAACAAGCACUACAAGAACCUGCUGGAGGGUCUUAAGUAUGUCGCACAGAAGGAGGGCAUCGCCGGCCUGUGGUCGGGCACCAUUCCCUCCCUGAUGCUCGUCUCCAAUCCCGCCCUGCAGUUCAUGAUGUACGAGAUGCUCAAGCGCAACUUGAUGAGGUUCACCGGCGGCGAAAUGGGCAGCCUGAGUUUCUUCUUCAUUGGUGCCAUUGCCAAGGCCUUCGCCACGGUGCUCACCUAUCCACUGCAGUUGGUCCAGACCAAGCAGCGUCAUCGCAGCAAGGAGUCGGACUCCAAGCCCUCCACUUCAUCGGGAUCCCCUCCCCGCACGGAGAGCACAUUGGAGCUGAUGAUCAGCAUACUGCAGCACCAGGGCAUUCGUGGGUUAUUCCGGGGUUUGGAGGCCAAAAUCCUGCAGACUGUGCUCACAGCCGCGCUGAUGUUCAUGGCCUACGAGAAGAUAGCCGGCACUGUGGUCAUGCUGCUCAAGAGAAACUAAAAGAGGCUCUAGUCUACACGUAGUUUUACUCGACAAUUAAACGUAAUGUAAGCACACAAUCUGACUUAGGAUAUGGCCAGCACAACCCACACAAUACAGACUCUCCAAAGUUUAGUCGCUAAGCGUCAAUGGAUAAAGAAAAGAUAAAUUGUUAACAAAAGAAAAUAAUAACUGGUCGUUCUUUAUUCAUAUUUGUCUGCACA